Girardinichthys multiradiatus is the source of this 2819-nucleotide messenger RNA. Its product is annotated as mast cell protease 1A-like. Bases 207 to 968 code for a protein of 253 amino acids. NCBI's taxonomy places the organism in Eukaryota, Metazoa, Chordata, Actinopteri, Cyprinodontiformes, Goodeidae. The transcript is spliced from 5 exons. The record is from RefSeq and is a predicted model, not a curated record. Gene Ontology annotation, molecular function: serine-type endopeptidase activity. Gene Ontology annotation, biological process: proteolysis.
CGUUCUCAAGAUAAAUUACCUCAUUUACCUCAGACUAAUCAGUUCAAAGAUCAUGAAACAAUACAAAAUUACAAACAAGCUAAUUUCCAUUGAAAGGGGAUGUGGUAUGUCAAUUUGUUCAGAUAUGCAGAGGUUGAGUGGCAGACUGUUGCAUAAAAAGUCUCAGCUUCUCUUUCCAAAAACUUCAAGCUGGACUGGAUGACAUCAUGAAGAGGCUGGGUAAUGUCCUGCUGCUCCACAUUUUGAUGUGUCUUGGACAAACUGUCCAUGGGAGUGAGAUCAUAAAUGGGAGAAAAGUUCCAGAGAACUCAAUGCUGUAUAUGGUCUCAGUGCAAAAAAACGGACAUCACGAAUGUGGAGGAUUUCUGAUCAAUGAGUACUUUGUUGUCACUGCAGCACACUGUGGUGGAGAUGACCUUAAAUAUGUUCUUCUGGGAAACCAAAACCUCAAGAGUUCAAAGAUGAAAAAAAUACAAGUUAAUUCCACGUGCAAACCCAAGGAUUAUGUGGACAUAGCAAAUGGUAAUGACAUCAUGCUUCUUCAACUAUCUGAGAAGGUUCCUCUAAACAACACAGUGAAUAAAAUUCCACUUCCUACAUAUGAAAUAACCUUAAGAGAAAAUCAAACAUGCUCUGUGGCUGGAUGGGGUAAAGUUGAUGAGAAUUCUUCUGGUGUGGAUGACCUGAGAGUAGUGAAUGUGUCAAUCAUAAAUUCAAGUGACUGUAACAAGAAAUGGGAAGGUUAUCUUCCACCUAAUGUGAUCUGUGCUGGUGGAUAUGGUACAAACAAAGGAUUUUGUCAGGGUGAUUCUGGUGGUCCUCUGGUGUGCAACGGGAGAGCUGUUGGUGUUGUUUCAUUCAACAGGGGUUUCAGCUGCCACUACCCGGAUGUACCCAACGUCUACACGAAUAUAUCUAAAUAUCUUCAAUGGAUCAACAAAAUCCUCAAUGAAAAGAAAUGUGUAUAAUUUGUUUUCCACACAAUGUUUUGCUCCAGUAUGCAAUCACUGUACAUGGGGGCCAUAAUUGUGCCUCUGGUUUCAGUUGCCCUAUCAGCUUCUGCUCUAAAGCAACAUUGCAGAAUAAAAAACAAAAAUUUACAAAAAAAUGGUUUGUCUUCUUUUCACACAAAACAGAGACAUAAAGGUUGAAUGGCGUCACUUCUGCAAGGUGAUUAAUUUAUUUCAAAAAUAAAAAUAAAAUGUUAAACAAUUAAACAAGAAAUUAGUUUAAUUGACUGCUACAAAUUUGUAAAAAAUUUGUAUAACUCAUGGCUGUUUCAGUAAGGUGCCAGUCACUAGGGAGAGCUGUCACCCGUGACUUGAUUAAUGCAACCGGAUUCCAUGGACUACAUCUAUAAAAAAAGAUAAAAUUAUACAAAUUUUUAAUUUUAAUUAAAAAAAGAGAUCAGCCUAAUUAAAAAAAAUAAAUAAAUACUCAAUUUUGACCUUGCUAUGGUAGUGUUGUACAGUAUGGAAUUGAUUAAAGCGUAAUUAAAAGCUUUUAAAAUAAUGAAAUGUUUCAGUUAAGGUCAUAAUUGAAAUAGAAGAUCCUAUUCAUAUUUGUAUGUCUGACUCCAGAGGAGUCUGUGCCUCACCAGUCAUGAACCUCACCGUACUACACUGAGAAGUGUCCAUCAGGCAAAAGCGAGUCUUGAAGUGUACAUAAAACUCAAUUUAAAAGCAGACAUAAAAGGCUUUAAGGUGCCUGUGACGAGUUCCCACACUUAGAAAUCAGAAUAUGUUGUUCAGGUGGGUUUGGAAGAUCACGAAAGAUAUAAAACAGCGUGACCCAAUGUGAUCUGUGUUGGUGGAUAUGGUAGAAAUCAUUAAGUAACUCCAAACUUUUUUUUGUCUGUCAACAAAACAAUACAAACAAACAAAAUCUGUUCAAUGCUAAGAGCAGAUCAAUGAGAACACUGUGGUAAAGAAACUUCAGCAACAUAAAGCUGUGCAAGAUAGUGACUUCAGCAAGUCACUGGAGCUGUGUGAGGUUCCCUCCUGCUUCAAAAGCUCCACUAUCAUCCCAGUACCUAAGAAACCCACCAUCACAAGAUUAAAUGACUACAGGCCUGUCACCAUGACAUCUGUGGUUAUAAAAUCCUUUGAGCAACUGGUGUUGAAGCACCUGAAGGACAUCACAGGCCCCCUGUUGGAACCCCUGCAGUUUGUUUACCGGGCAAACAGGUAGGCAGAUGAUGCUGUCAACUUGGGUCUACACUUCAUCCUUCAACACCUCGAGGACCCAGGGAUGUAUGGCAGGAUCCUGUUCGUGGACUUUAGCUUGGCCUUCAACACCAUCAACCCAGACAUCCUCCAUCAGAAGCUCAUUCAACUCAAAGUCCUGGUCUCCACCUGUCAGUGGAUCACCAGCUUCCAGGAGGUCCUGCAGCAGCAGGUGAGGCUGGGGAGCAUCUUCUCCCGCACAACAUCAAUAAGCAAUGGUGCCCCCCAGGGGUGUGUUCUCUCCCUGCUGCCCUACUCCCUCUACACAAUGACUGCAUCUCAGUGGAGCCAUCUGGGAAACUCCUGAAGCUUGCAAAUGACACCACUGCUAUUGGUUUGAUCCAGGGCAGUGAUGAGUCUGCAUACAGACAGGAGGUGAAUCGGCUGGUACGCUGGUGAACUUUCUGAGGAACACUACACCCCUCACCAUCCUCAUCAAGGCUGUAUCUGCUGUGAACCAUUAACGGUUCCUAGGGACCACCAUUUCAUGAAACCUGAGAUGGUCCUCACACAUAGGCAAUGUUCAGAAGAAGGCCCAGCAUAGUCUGUACUUCCUGAGGCAACUGAAGAAGUACAACCUUCCACAGGAGCUGC